Gossypium raimondii (Peruvian cotton) is the source of this 1771-nucleotide messenger RNA. RefSeq names its product protein PHYTOCHROME KINASE SUBSTRATE 1. Gene Ontology annotation, biological process: phototropism. Bases 119 to 1540 code for a protein of 473 amino acids. The transcript is spliced from 2 exons. NCBI's taxonomy places the organism in Eukaryota, Viridiplantae, Streptophyta, Magnoliopsida, Malvales, Malvaceae. The record is from RefSeq and is a predicted model, not a curated record.
AUAUAUAUAUAUAUAUAUACAUUCAUUUGCUAAAGAUAACUUGAAGAGACUUAAAUCAGAGUUCUAGUUGUGAAGAAAUAUAAUCCAGCAAAUAUUUUAUUUGAAUCUCGAGAACUCCAUGGCUAUGGUAACAUUAACAUCAAAUUACAACACAAACCUGUCGCAAACAUUGUCCUUUGAGGGAAAAAAUAGCAGCCUUCGUGAUGUUUCUUUCUCUACUUUCUUCGAUGAUGCUGAGGAAAACUAUAUAAGAAAACUUUCGGCUUCAAACCGAGAGCUCAGCUCCAAGACAACCAACACCAAACAAGAUGAACAUCAUUAUUUAGGACUGAAGAAAGAAGACGAUGGGGAAAUUGGAGUAUUUGGAGCUGAAAAAUACUUCAAUGGAGGAAUUGAUUUAGAAAGUCCAAGAAUAACCAAAAUACAUGCAAAAACAUUGGAAUGCGUUAAAGAUGGUAGAGUCAGCAUAGAGCCUGUCAAGCCUGUAAUAUAUCAGGGAACUCCAAGUGUUCGAUCAGAAUCAAGCUGGAACAGCCGAAGUGCAUUGCUCCGAAGUACUAUGAGAAAUCCUCCUGCGAAAAAACCUCCUAAAGUGAAUGGAAAGAGUUUUCUUUCGGGUCUUGCUGGCUGCAAAUGUUACUGUUCUGGUAGAAAUUCAGUUGAUAUUGAAGAAGCACAGGUUGGUGAAAUAAGUUUCAAGAGACCAGCUGCUAAUGGAGAGGGCUUGCAAGGCAAGCCAAAUAAAACUGCAUCCAGUAAGGCCAGCCUAGAGGUUAAUAAACCAGUGGCGGAACCCUGGACGAAGGAAGACAUUUUUAGUUUCCCAACUAUGAAUUCUACUAUGGGAAUUCGACCUGUUGAAGUGUCACUGCAAGGAGAUGUGGAUGAAAUCGGACGGAAAUCAUUGGAGGUUUUCGGCUCGCCGGCACUUGGAAAGAGAAACAAGUCUUUGAACAUCGAGAGGAGGCUGCAAAUGUUCUCUCUGGAUUCUAAUCCCAAAGCAGAAAAAAUUGAAAAUACUAAAGGCAACUACAACGAUACAGAGAGCGAUGCAAGUUCAGACUUAUUUGAGAUAGAGAGCCUCACAGGAAAAGUCAAUCCGUUUCUUGUCAAACAAACUUCUGAUGCAGCGUCUGGGUGUGCCACCCCAACAACUUGUUAUGCACCAAGCGAGGCCAGCAUAGAGUGGAGUGUGGUCACAGCAAGUGCAGCAGAUUUCUCAGUCAUGUCUGACUAUGAAGAGCUAAGGCCACCGGUAACUUUUCCAAGCCCAAUGAGAACUUAUCCGACAACCACCAAAACCAAAGGUUCUAAAAACAAGGGCCGUUCCAGUGGUCUAUUGGGGUGUAACAGCCAAAAAGCUGUUGAAGUUGCUGGAGAUACACAAAAAACAAAUGACAAGGCAGGUUUUGACCCAAGAAUGCGCAGUGUGUCAGAUUCCUACAUACCUGCAACAAGAUUUGGAGCUGGCACUAAACUUGCCGCGGCAUUUCAACCUACUCAUACAGCAGGAGCUUCACGUCUCUUGUUUAUUCAGUAGCUUUUAAUCUUUCCCUGGACCUUAUUUUGUACAACUUGUGAUGGGAAAUUUCACUACUAUACCUUAUGUGUCUUUUGUAGCCGUAGUAGUGUUGAAUUCCAUAAGUGAUGCUAAUUAUUUAGAAAGUAAAUCCAAAAAGUUCAUGGGGGGUCAUUUGUUUGGCAUGAAAUGCAUGAAUUCUGGAUGAUGAAGAUGAAUGUAGAUGUGUUUGCAACCAGAUAUUGGGGUUAA